AUGGCAACUACAGUUCAACACAAUCCAGCUCUUUUGCAACAGCAACAAGCACCAAAACAACAGCAAAAUCAUCCAGUAGAAGAUGAAGAUGUGGCAUUAGCAAAUUACAUUUCAACAUCUCUAAGAUUUGACCAGAAUUCGCAAGAUCUUUGGAAUUACACUCAAUCACAGCAAUUGGCUAUGGCACAAGCGAAUCCAAUGUACUAUAAUACAAACUAUUUCCAACCACAGUUACCACAUCAACAGCAACAGCAACAAACACGGCCGCACAGAACACGUGUUAGAGUACCAAGUAAUUCAACACAGGUUUCCAAUGGUAGCAAGGGUAGCCAUAUCCAGGUCCAAAAAUCAACAUCAACACCAAUUACCACAAAUCCUUCUGCGCAUUUGAGGCCAAAUGGGAGAAAGUCUUCAUCCAAACCAGCAACAAUCUCGCAAUCUACAAAAUACAACUCUGCUUCAUCUAUCACAUCCUCAUCUGUAUCAUCCUCCUCCUCCUCGUACCCAGUCGAUUCAUCUUCAUCUGUCAAAAACAGCAGACGCCGUAGCAUGAACAGUGCAAAGACAUUACAGCAACAGUCGCCUCCACAGAUCAAACCAGCAUCUCAGGAACGCAGACCUUCCAUGACAGGAUCAGUUGUUUCCAGCUCCGGUGUAUCUAUUCAAUCCGAAAUGUCUGUCAAUACAAAAUUAUCAUUAUCCAAAAGACUUCGAAAAGUGUUUAGUAUGAACAACCUUAGAUCAUCUUCCGAUUCAUCUGGUGAUUUGGCUUCUCUAGCCGAGAGAAAUGGAUCCAACUCAUCAAUUGCAUCAUCCUCUUCCAUGGUGGGCUCGCCUUUAUCUCAGUCCUCGGUAGACAGUAGAAAUCCAAUGUCGCUUCGACGCAGAUCCAUCGCUUCGUUAUCUAGUCUAUUUCAACGAGGCUCUUCGGUUUCAGACCUAGACACCCAAAAGAAAUCACAAAUCACCGCUCCACAGCAAGUGUCAUCAUCAUCCUCUACGGCACCAACAAAUAAUACUGCUUCCAGACGUCAUUCUUCAGGAGAUUUACGUCAAUUGAUCAAACAAGAAAAGAAGAAGCCUCAAUUGAGGGUUGAUACCGACAGCAACGAUAUAGCUGGCAUUCCAACGAGAAAGGGCGGCUUGAAAGUGCGUUCAUCUUCAUCAACAAGUAAUAAUAACGUUACCCCUGAUUCGCCCAAUUCUGCAAUUUCAUCACGUUCUUCAUUUACUCGUUUACCACCUCCUGCUACAACAACAACAACAACAACAACAACAGUGUCUAAUAAUAAUAGUACUAAUAAUAAUAAUACCAACACUCAGAGAAACUUCAUUCAUUUACCAGAACCUGGAUUGCCAUCUCCAACACCCUCAACCGCAUCUUCCAUCAAGCACAACGACGAAGAGUAUAUCAAGCCCACCAUUGGUCUGCAUUAUGGCCUCGGCUUACAUGGAUCUCCUAAAUUACGACCUGCUUCUUCAUCCACAAGUUCUCUAGCGGCUACUACCGAAAGAAGAAUUCAAUUUUGUAGCACAAUCCAAGUACAUGAAACAUUUUCAGCGGCUGAUUAUGAUCGUCGCUGUGAUAACAACGCUACUUGUCAGAAAUUAACCCCUAUGAUGGCUAUGAAAAUCAAACAAGAACUAAAUGAAUACAAAUUAACUGAUAUGGAAGUACAUGUCGAAAGCAGACAAUACACCCAUUUCUUCUUGUAA
Molecule: messenger RNA, 1716 nt
Organism: Mucor velutinosus
Lineage: Eukaryota; Fungi; Mucoromycota; Mucoromycetes; Mucorales; Mucoraceae
Gene: ABZ1
Product: para-aminobenzoate synthase, (PABA)
Exons: 3
Coding region: 1-1716 (571 amino acids)
Biological process (GO): actin cytoskeleton organization
Molecular function (GO): actin binding
Source: RefSeq, a predicted model, not a curated record